AUCUAUAUGUCUCCCUUUGGAGUUCAUCCGUUGUUCAUGACGUGAACCUCGGUGGCUCUCGCCUUUGAGGUCAAGACGAGAACAAGGUUAACCGUCAGCAGUAUGCAUGGGUCUUUGAGAACUUGGACAUGGACGAGCUUUACAGUCCCACCGAAGUUCACAAGUAUCGCAACCGUCCCGCAGUCUCGUACAAGAGCCUUCAGUCUGAUGCCAAUGGCAAUCCUGAAGUCACUCAGGUGCAGGAGCACGACCGAUAUGAGGAGCACCCGCUUCUCGGUGACCAAGUACUCGACGAGGCAUCUCACGAGGCUCAAGCCAACAAUCUGUCGGCUGUUCCCUUGUUCCCCUUCGGAGGUCUCCUGCCCGAGGCCGAGGAGCUUAUGCCCUACCCCUUCUUUGGAGAGCCGGAGCCAUCCGUGGACCAUACUUGCAUCUCUACGAACCCGUCUCUCCUCGUAUUUCAGGCUCAUGAUGAGAGCCAGUUGGCUCCACUGAGCGCAAGCUCAGCGGUGCCUCAGCCCUUCAUUUCUUAUAUUGAUGAGGUGGACACCAACAAGAAGCCUUCGGACUCACCUGCAUACGAAUAUUUUCAGUCAGCUGCCUACAAGGAACAUCUCUACAGCGGCAAGCCCGUUUGGUUCGUCGACGAGAUGUUACUUCCAGUUGUUCGACCGGAGAUGCCGACCAUCCAGGCGACCGCUCAUCAGAGUGUUGCUCAGGAGGCUAGUCACCAGGAGAACAAUCUUGCAGAGGACUCGAAUAUUUACUCGAACGCGAAGUUGAACGCGAAUUCCAUCGCCAACUCGGACGCCAACCUGCACGCCAAUUCGACUGCCGACGCGAACGCCAACCCGAGCGCUAACCCGAUCGCCAAAUCGAAUAUGGAGCUUUCGCAUCCAAUGCCGAGCACCGAUACGUCUGGAGUCUCUGAAGUCUUUAGAACACCUGCCAUAUCUGAAGCGCCUGCGGUUUCUCAAGCCCCCGGAUUCUCUGUACUCCCUGGGGCUGCUAAGGUAUCCAGAGUCCCUGGAAGCUCCAAGGUGUCUGCAGCAUCUGAAGCAAAAGAACCUAGCUCCGCCUUGAAGGCUCCCAUGCUCCCAGAACAGGAGGAAAUCACUUUCUACAACACUCCUGCGUUUGUCGUUAGAGGCUCGCGCCCGCGCACUGUCAUCGACUUGACUGAUGAUUCUGCGAGACCUAUGGCUGCUACUCCUGCGAUGCCCAUGGUCAAUACCCCUGUAAGACCCGUGGUCGCUCCUCCCGCGAGACACAAUAGCGCAGCCCGAACUCCAGCUACGCGCAUGGAUAGUCCCGAGGCUCCAUCCACCAAGAGCUCUACCAAGCCGACCCGCAAGCGUGCGGCUGAUGAUAGCGAUGGUGACUACGUUCCCAAGCCCAAGAGAGCCCGCCCUUCGAAGAAGGCUGCGGCCGUUCCGCAGACUCUGCCCCAACCGCAGGUGAUGGGUCCUGACGGAGUACUCAUACCCGUCAAGCGUGGCCGAGGACGUCCCCGCAAGUAUCCCAGACCUGAGGAUAUCGCCGCUGCGCAGGCUGCUGCUGCGAGCCAAGCUGCUACGAACCAGACUGCUACGAACCAGACUGCUGCGAGCCAGGCUGCCACGAACCAGACUUCCAUGAGCCAAGCUGCUACGAAUCAAGCUGCUACGAACCAAGCUGCCGCGAGCCAAGCUACGGCGAAGCGAGCUACGGACCAGGCAAUGGCUAUACAGACCCCCGCGAACAGUUCUCCCGUUCUAAACGCUGGUACACCUCCGGCGAACAACCCAGUUUCCAGCACCGAGCCAAUGCUCCCGCAGGCGGCCAAAGGUGCUGUGCCGACUCGGAGACGUCGAAACAAACCGAAGACGAACCAGUCUAACGAGAGCAGCCGUCAAGCUAGCGUCGAUCAGCCUCAUAUGCAGAGAAUUGCCCAGUACCAGGACAGAAUGACUCCAGUCUCGAGAUACAGCAACGAGCCUUCGAACUCAUACACCAACUUCAGAGCUGAUGUUCGUCAAACGACAGACUACGAGCCGAUGCCCGCGUCUUUCAUUUCUGAGAUUCGGCCGUCUGGUACUGAUUUGAGUCGAUCCUCGCUUCAAGCUACGAGCGUACGCAUCAUCCUUCUUCUUCUUACGGCACGCGUCCAUCUGCUGCUGAGCCGCGUCAAUCAUCGACUCCUAGAGCCUAUCAGCCUUUGAACUCAUACACUGCCAUGGAGACUGCAUCCACAGAGUAUAGUCGUCGUCAGCAUGAAAUUCAAGAGCGUAUGCCCACGGCUUGGUCGUCAGCCGGGAAAUCAAGA
Molecule: messenger RNA, 2305 nt
Organism: Colletotrichum acutatum
Lineage: Eukaryota; Fungi; Ascomycota; Sordariomycetes; Glomerellales; Glomerellaceae
Exons: 3
Coding region: 129-2201 (690 amino acids)
Source: RefSeq, a predicted model, not a curated record